UGUACCCCAAUUAUAAGACAUUUAACUUCACAAAUUCUAUAUAUCUAAAUACGCUGAUUUGAAUUGUUGGGUUUUGCAGAAACGAGCUCCUGAUUCAGGUAUUAAGAUUUCAACGGCUAACAAAUAAAAUCCAUAUGUGAUCAUUUAAGAGUAAAGUAUUAUUUCGUCUGUUCUGAAUUCUUUUUAAUGUUGUCGUAUGUACCUUCAGUAAGUUCGUUAUAAACAUGAUAAAGACAAGAACGGAAAGAAUGAAGAAAAUUGUUUGACACAACAUCAUUGCAUUAGUUUGUUCAGGAUUUUCGUCAGCAAUUCUCGAAAUGACGGACCAAGAAGAUGAAAUUAGACGUAUUCCAAAGCGAUCUUUUAUUUUUGAGAAGAAAUCAAAUUUCAGGGAAGUUUUGUAUAUUGAAAUUCAUGACAGUGUCAGACGGAAAGAACUCUUGCAACGCAAUCUGCCUGAAAAAUGGAAAAUAAAUUCACCUGAGGCAAUAAUAUCAAUAACAGGAGUAGAUCAUCAGUUCAACAUAAGAGACAAGUGUAAUUUGAAGAGAGAUUUGAUUGAAGCAGUCAUAAAUACUGGAUCUUGGAUUGUUACAUGUGGAACAGAGUCUAAGGUUGUGCAGUUCAUCGAGGACGCUGUAAAUGAGCACAUAACUCUACAAGACUGUCACAUUCCAAUUGUUGGAAUAUUGUCACAGAGUGUACACGAAGAAAUAAUACCAGAAUACACAAAAAGUGUUGAGCUAAUGAAAGGAAAUGAAACCAAAUGGGUUCAAAUUCCAACCAAAUCAACAAAAGAUGUAUUAGAUCCAAAUCAUACACAGUUUAUCUUCACCAAAGAUUUUAAAAGAAAACAAACUGGAAGUACUGCUACAUCUGAAUGCAGAGCAGCUUUCGAACAUUUCUUAUCGAAUAUCAGCAUCAAAGAUACAGGUACUAUGUCGAACACAAACAAUGUCGAAAUUAACACCAGAUAUGAUGAAAACGAAAUACAAGAAAUAUUGCCUGUCAUUUUAGUUCUUAUUGAAGGAGGAAUGGAUGCGUUGAAAACAGCUGUGUGUGUACUUGAAAGUGAAAAUCCGGUUGUAGUGAUUGAUGGGUCAGGUGGAGCUGCAGAUUUCCUCGCAACUUCCUAUGAACGUGAUAUUAGCAACGAUGAGACAGCAAAACCAGAUGAAACACUCAGCAAAUUAAUCAAGAAAUGCUUUGAAGACGAUUCCAUUCUCUUACUGGAGGAAGUAAAAAAGCUGCCAUUGCAUCUUUUUGCGAAACAUGAACUGAUUUAUAUAUAUUCACUGGAGGACAAAACAGCAAAGGUUGACGAGUAUAUUCAGAAUGCUAUUUUCGACGUGUAUAAAGAGUUCUAUGCAAAGAAACUUGAAAAUUUAAAAAAUGAUUCAGCAAAGAGAAAACAUUCUGAAAUUGUGAUCAAGAAACAACUGAAACUUAUAAAAAAAUGGAAAAGAUGCGACAUUGCUUGGAAAGAUAUUUUUAUUGCUGAAAACCGAAACGGACUUUCAGAUUUACAGACGACAGUAAGUACACCAGUGAUGAACAAAUUAAAAGAAAAGAUGGACACAUAUCUCAAAAUGCAGGUCAGGGGAAAGCUGAAAUGGAAGUUAGAAAACUUGGAUAUUUUGUACAAGGGAUCUAGAGUCAAUACAGAUACAUUCAACAAGUUAAAUGAAUUUAAAUUAAAAUUAAAAGAGGAUUUAGAGAAAUUUGAUAGUUUGGUCGAGAAUAUCGACAAGUGCAUAUCACAGUUUGAAAUCGCAGAACCAAGUGUCGUCAAGUCAUUUACUACAUCUGUACGAGGAAUAAAAGAAUGGUUGGAGAUAACCCUUACAGAACAUGAUGAUCAAAAAUCGAUGAACAAUGUCAGAAUAAACUCCAAAUUUACAGAGGAUUUAGAACAUUUUGAAACUUUGGUCGACAAUAUGGAGAAGUGCAUAUCAGAGUUUGAUGACGUAAAACCAAGCGAUGUCAAGUCCUUUUCUAAAUCCGUAAAAACAAUAAAAGAGUGUAUAGAGAAAAAACCGACAGAAACUGAUCAUCAAAAAGUUUAUGAAGAAGAAGUCAAAGCAAUGAAGGAGAGGAUAAAUGAUUUCUUACAUCCACCAGUAAACAUACAAGUUAUGAAAAAAUUUAAAGAAAGAAUGGAACAAUUUCUCAAAAACCCAGUCAUAAGGACGUUCACUGACACACAUCCUGACGCAAAAUCACACUUGUUGAAGAAAAUUGGAGAGUGGAAAUCAGAGGAAGUAAAGCCAAGUUACGUCAAGUCAUUAACUAAAACCCUACACGAAUUUAAAAGGUGUUUGCAAUUCAAAGGUGAUCAUGAAGAAGAUGUCGUUACAGAGUUUUGGAAGGUGAUAGAUAAUUUCUUACAUUUUCAGAUGUCAGACACAACACAAAACAUGAUCGAUUUGCACAAAGCAAUGGAGCAUUUUAGAAAGAAAUUCAGAUAUACAAUGAAUUUAGCAAAAUUUGAUGAGUUGUUCGAGAAUAUUGACGAGUGCAUAUCAAAGUUAAAAGUUGGUAAGCCAAAAUAUGUAAAGUCGUUAUCUGAAUCGUUACAAGAGAUGAAACAAUUUAUGAAGAGAAACCUUCUAGAAAAUGAGUAUAAGUCGAUCAAAAUGGCGUUUAAGAAGAUAGUGAAUAAUAUUUUAGAUGAAAGCAGUAAAGAUGAAGUUUCAGAUCUCUUAGAGACGUCACUAGUAGAAAACAGAACAGAUUUGGUCACGUUAAUAAUAGACCGAAUGGAGGACAUGAAUGCAUUUGUUCUCUUGUAUAUUCCACGUAUAUACCAGAAGUGCCUUGCAAAAGCAGAAAAGGAAGAUGUAGCAAUCAGCCUCAUUGACCAGCAAAGGAAACAUCACGGUGAAAAAGAGGACAAGGUCGUAAAAGUAACAAACAAAAUACUGGUUAACGUUCACAAUUUCAUCAGCGACCUGCUUGGAGACACACAUUUUGAAUUAUACAAACUCAUUCCUAAAACUGAUGGUACAUCUAAACCUGAAGAAAUAGAACUUACAUAUGCUGAUUAUCCGUUUCAUCAUUUGUUUGUAUGGGCCAUCAUGGUGAAUUGGAAAGAAAUGGCUAUGAUAUUCUGGAAACAUGACACUGAUAAUACAUGUUCAGCUUUAUUUGCGAGUGCAUUACUAAAUAAAUUAGCUGAAAGGGCACACUUUUCUAGUCAUAUGGAUCUCAGUACAUCAUUGCGUGAAAAUGCUAGUUAUUUUGAAACACUAGCUUGUAGAGUGAUCACAGAAAUGUAUAAUCGCGAUCGAGACAAAGCUCUCAAGAUACUGGUCACCAAGGUCGGUCGAUACAAUUCUACACCUUUGGCGAUUGCUUAUUCGCAAAAAUUAAUGACGUUUAUGGCAAUUACCGCUUGUCAAGCUAAGCUCAACACUAUAUGGAGGGGAGAUAUUGCGUUAUAUACACCAUCAUGGAGGAUUGGUUUGGCUAUGUUUUUUCCAAUGCUGAUCAUUCAAAACAUUGGAUUUAUUACCAUUCAAAACGGUCAAAAGACAAACACCAUUUCGAAGCAAAUACAUCCUGAAAUUAGAUAUGUAAGAAAGACAAGUAGGUCUUAUCUAAAGAAAAGAAAUGAAACAGAGAAAAGUAAUUUUGAUACCAUGAAGAAAGAAAAUAGACAGGUAGAAAAACCAGAUCGCAACACGACGAACUUUUGUAGUCUGAUGUUUUACUAUAUAUACCUGUUUUACAGAACGCCAAUAGUCAAAUUCUUUUUUUAUAUGAUUACUUACUUAGCAUUCGUAGCGAUCUUUGCUUGUUUUGUUUUGACGGAUAUGUACCCAUUGUCAGAAAGUUCGCCAUCUAUACUUGAAUAUUUGACAUGGAUCUGGGCGUUGUCAUUAGCAAUAGAAGAAAUAAGACAGAUGUUACAGACAGACACGGGAUCACUUGGAAAGAACAUAAGGCUGUGGGCUAAAGAUGUUUGGAAUAUAUUCGACGUUGUUAUGUAUCUCCUAUUCCUCAUGUCUGUACUUCUAAGAUGUUUACUGAAUUCUGAACAAUUCUACUUUGCCAGAUUGACUUAUGCAAUCACUUUAUCGAUGUUUAUCUUGCGCAGCAUGCAUUUUUUCUUCGUUACAAGGUAUAUCGGGCCCAAGGUUAUAAUGAUAGGAAGAAUGCUUGAAGACCUUGCUUUUUUCAUUGCGCUGUUCGUGUUGUUCGUAUUUAGUUUUGGAAUCAUGUACCAAGCUGUAUUGUUCCCUAAUUCGGUGUUGUCCCCUUGGGAACUGUUUAAAGACAUUGUAUAUUUACCAUACUGGCAGUUGUACGGCGAGCUUAAUUUAGAUCGCAUUGAAGGAGCAGAACCAUCGGAAUGUACAAAUGACCCUCAUUUAUAUUCUAACGGAUCAAUGGAUCGAUGUGCACAAACUAAUCAAUUUAAUUCCCCUCUGCUGGCAGUGUAUUUGAUUCUGACAAAUAUUUUGUUAGUCAAUAUUCUUAUAGCGAUGUUUUCGCAUACAUUCCAAAAAGUACAAGAUAAUUCUGAAAUUAUUUGGAAGUUCCACAUGUAUGCAUUGGUAUAUGAAUACUAUGACAGGCCAAUGUUUCCUAUUCCAAUAGUAAUACAUUUAUGUCGAAUCGUUGUAUUCUGUUAUGACAAAAUACAAGAUUACAGAUUACGAAAUUGCAAAGAAAGGAAAACUAUGUAUGCAAGCGCCUUUAUAUUAAAAUAUGACAAAGAAGAAAUUGAAAAACUACGUAUUGUUGAAAACCUUGCAGUACAAACUUUUCUAAAUGGACCUUACCGUGCAAAAAGUAGAUAUAUUGCUAGGAACAUGAUGACCGAUGAAAGAGAUAUGAAUAAAGAAACCGAUGCAACCCCUGCCCAGCACGACAUAGAGGUUUUACAAGAGGAAAUGCAUCGAAUGAGAGAAUCUAUGAUUAAUGAGAUGCAAAAUUUGCGUUUACGGCAACCAAUUUUAAUAGUAGAGGUUCCAAAGCAAUAACAAUCCUUUGAAUAUGAUUGAAUACAAUUUGAAUAAUACAAAUCUGAAGCAGUUUUAACUUAUAUUAGCAUUGUAAAAUGUCGCUACUUUGAAUCAAGAUUAUACUUUAGGCUAUAAAAACCUCAAUGAGACACACUCUAAAAUAGACUGGUAGUUCAAUUAUUUAGUGUAUGUGUGUGUUUUACUUGGGUGUGCAUUUUUUUUUUUUGGUUAUGUGUGUGUUUUAAUAACUGCAAAAAUGUCUUAUAAGACUUAAAUGAAACUAGACACACGUUUUUGUUGCCUUACUAUUGACUGAUUAGAUUGGUUAAAAUUUUAGAAUCGAUAAUAUUAAGGCUUUAUUUCGAUGUAAUAUCUUCCAGUAUAUCUACAGUGUAGAUUGAAGUUCAAUGAUUUUCAUAUUUGAACAUUAAAUACAAACAAUUUGCUAUCGAAGGAGCCUUCUAAAUGCAUCUUUCAUUUGAUGCGACGGUCAUACAAGUGAAAUGUUUAGCUGGCUAUAAAACCAGGUUUAAUCCACCAUUUUCUACAUAAGAAAAUGCCUGUACCAAGUCAGAAAUAUGACAAUCGUUUGCUGUGUUUUAGCUUUUGAUUUUGCCAUUUGAUUAGGGACUUUCCGUUUUGAAUUUUCCUCGGAGCUCAGUUUUUUUUGUGAUUUUACUUUUUGCAUAAUUAUUUCAAAAUAAGGAAAUACAUUUUUGUCUUCUGUAUUGCAUAUUGAAUUACCAACAGAUGAACGCCUAAGCUCUUAAUAAAGCUAACAAAGACAUGCCUGUUAUUUUUUGUGUAUCCUUGCAUAUAUUUCAUCUUAGUUUUGAAGCAUCGGUAUAUGAAAAAAAAACAUGCAUACAUUGUUUUUAACUAAAAUGGAAAAAGAAACCGCAAGAUUAAUUAAGAACUCAAAAAAUCAAAUUAUUCAUUUAAUAGCAAUAUAUAUUUCAUACUGUAAUAAAAUACAAGUAUUAUGUAUAUUUUUCUAUAUAUUAAAGUAUUUAAAAAUUUA
Mytilus californianus (California mussel) is the source of this 5991-nucleotide messenger RNA. RefSeq names its product transient receptor potential cation channel subfamily M member 2-like. Gene Ontology annotation, molecular function: ligand-gated calcium channel activity. The transcript is spliced from 34 exons. The record is from RefSeq and is a predicted model, not a curated record. The coding region runs from base 318 to 4988 and encodes 1556 amino acids. Gene Ontology annotation, cellular component: membrane. Gene Ontology annotation, biological process: calcium ion transmembrane transport. NCBI's taxonomy places the organism in Eukaryota, Metazoa, Mollusca, Bivalvia, Mytilida, Mytilidae.